Exophiala aquamarina CBS 119918 is the source of this 2517-nucleotide messenger RNA. RefSeq lists its product as uncharacterized. Gene Ontology annotation, biological process: regulation of DNA-templated transcription; DNA-templated transcription. Gene Ontology annotation, molecular function: zinc ion binding; DNA binding; DNA-binding transcription factor activity, RNA polymerase II-specific. The record is from RefSeq and is a predicted model, not a curated record. Bases 1 to 2517 code for a protein of 838 amino acids. The transcript is spliced from 2 exons. NCBI's taxonomy places the organism in Eukaryota, Fungi, Ascomycota, Eurotiomycetes, Chaetothyriales, Herpotrichiellaceae.
AUGCCAACAGCCGCAUUGCAACCGCCUUUGACAAGAACUUCGCCGGAAGCAUCCAAAUCAACUCCAGAAACAUCGAGAACAACGACAUCGCAAAUCCAACUUCAAUUAUAUUCGUGCCUCCAAUGCAAGCACCGCAAGGUGAAAUGUGACCGUGUCGAUCCUUGCUCUAAUUGUCAGAAGGCCGAUGCUGAGUGUAUUUAUCGUACUCCGGUCCCUCCGAAGCGUAAAAAGCGGAAGCACCAGCAAGAGAUCUUCGAAAAAGAAUCUUGUGCAGGGACUGGGGAUGCUGACGCCGUGUUACUCGACUCUGACAGCACCACAUCGCGCGAACAAGAGCUCCUCGAGAAGGUUCGGAAAUAUGAGAGCUUGUUGAAGGAACUGGGCGCAUUGAAAAGGUCGACUGUUCGGUCUACAGAAAAGAGAGCACGUAAACUCACAUUGACUGACCGACCAAAGCAUCCUGCAACUGAGACCGGCCACACCACAGACUUAGUAGCUCGUGGAGCUGGCAAGUUAAUUGCAGACUACGGCAGGUCGAGGUAUCUAGAAAACAAGCUUUGGACGAGUGUGACGGACGAGUUCCAGGACCCGAAAGAUAUGUUGGAGGAAUCGUCCCAGGAUGAGGAUGCGGACGGGGAUAAUCGUAGCGGUCUCAUCGAAAGCGAAGCCGCGGGAUAUCCAAGCCACCAAGGACAGCAGUGCAUCACUCCUAGUCCAGCUGACUUGAUAUUUCCUCCCAAAGCAAACGACCAAGCCCUCGGCCUGAGACUCAUGCACCCAGAGCCAACGCAAAUCUUCCUCCUUUGGCAAGCCUUUGUGGACAAUGUGAAUCCGCUGGUGAAAAUAAUUCAUGUACCAACCGCCCAGAGAGCAGUACUGAAUGCAAUGGCCAAUCUAGAUCAUGUCUCGAAAGGGAUGGAGGCGCUAUUAUUCGGAAUCUACGUUAUCGCCGUGACAUCCAUGGAAGAGGGGGAAUGCCAAAGCACGCUCUUAGAGAGUAAAGUCUCCGCACUAAAAAGGUUCAGGUCAGGCGCACAGCUGGCUUUGAAAGCGGCAGGGAUCUUGAAGACUAGCGACAUGAUGGUGCUGCAGGGCUUCGUGCUCUUCUUGCUAUCAGCGCGUCUGUGCUAUGACGCCCCCUCACUCUGGUCUUUGACGGGGAUAUGCCAACGUAUCGGCCAGCGAAUCGGCCUUCACAGAGAUGGAGAGCGAUUAAGCCUAUCCCCAUUCGAAACGGAAAUGCGACGUCGCCUCUGGCUCGUCAUCGUCCAACUCGACUCACGCGUCGCCGAGCUGUCCGGAUCUGGCCUGUCCAUCAUAACACAGCCAUGGGAUACAAAGCCACCGCUGAACGUCAAUGACUGUGACCUCUAUCCCGGCAUGCAAGAGCCGCCAACAGAGCAAGUCCGAGCCAGCGAAAUGAUGUUCGUUCUCCUCCGAGCGCAGAUCGGAAUCUUCCUCACGAAGGAGAAACCCGUGAUUGACACUUUCGACGGCGUCUUCUCAAGAUUCAGCGACCCAACCGUUCUCAUGGCCGAGAAGAAGCGUGAAAUCGACGAGCUCGAACAGAUGCUCGAGGAAAGCCUCAUUCUGCACUGCGAUCCACAAAUCCCUCUCCAUCAAAUCACAUCCGUCAUCGCGAAAGCCACGGUCUGCAAAAUGCGGCUAUUUGCACACCUACCUCGCGUUACGCGAAGGGAAUCCACCACAGCCACAGAGUCUGUCUCCUCCAAAGGCGCAUCAUCUGCUGCCACCGCCGAAGAAACACUCCUCUUCGAGAACAGCCUCCAGAUUCUGCGAUACCACAUCCAAAUCCGCACCACCGCCUCUCUCCGUCGCUUUCUCUGGCACACGCAGUUCCAAUGGCAGGCCUUGAUCUAUCUGCUUGCAUAUCUGCGGACGCAUCCGAGCCCUGAGCCACGCACAGAGGCGGCGUGGACGACCCUGGACACGCUUUUCACCAGCCACCCCGAGAUCCUCAGUGGAGAUCGCACGCAGAGCAAACUUUGCACGGCUGUUAGCAUCCUCACGCUCAAGGCGUGGGAAGCGAGGGAGAACGAAUCUCGUCGGUCAAAUAAUGCCGCUCCUGGAGGAGCCCACCCGCCGUCUUGGAUCGCGUGGCUUCGCGGGCAAGGCCUCCUCCGCCGCACAGCAGCAGUUUCCCACCGUGUUGUAUCUUCCCCGCCUAAAGCGCCAGCGUUGGCGGCGACGAUACCGCCACUCAAGGAAAGUCAGACCGCGCACGCGCAUGCAACGGAUAGCCCUAGUAAAGGAGGAAACCCGCCUGACCAUGAGAUCGACACAUUCAAUCCCAUCUUCCCACUCGACAUCAACGGCGGCGGCCCCCAAGCAGCGAUACAGCCCUUCAAUAACACCACCACCACUGCGGAGGAUCUAUCAUGGAUAGAUGCAAACCCCAUGGAUUGGGAGAACUGGAACUCAAUAUAUGAGAGCUUCGAGAUUCAGGAGCAGUGGGGUGAUGCAUUUGGUUACCCUGCCCCUUUCCUUGAGCAGUAG